Molecule: messenger RNA, 1675 nt
Organism: Dendronephthya gigantea
Lineage: Eukaryota; Metazoa; Cnidaria; Anthozoa; Malacalcyonacea; Nephtheidae
Product: nucleotide-binding oligomerization domain-containing protein 1-like
Exons: 1
Cellular component (GO): cytoplasm
Source: RefSeq, a predicted model, not a curated record
GCUCGUUUUAAUAUAACUGCUUUGCCACGAACAUCAAUUGCAGAUGAAUUUUACGUGGAUACAGGACGCAGUUCCAGCUUGGUUAGCUCCGAGAAAAUUUAGCUAUGUCGCCUACGUUUGUAUCUUUCUACACAUCGCUGCUGGAGUGGCGAUCGCCUCUGCUACAGCAGCGUUGAGGGAGAGCGAAACCCAGAAAUUCGAUUGCUUUUACGAUGUGGAAACCUUGAAGACGUCCAAGACACAGGUGGAGCGAUCUUGUUUCUUAAAAUAUGACAAAGUUUACAACUCUCCUCUGCCACUCUACCAAUUUGUAUCGCUCAGUUUCGGAUUCACUGCUGCCAUUACUUUCGUUUAUUUGUUGACUGUAAAGAGACGAGUCGACGAAAUAGAGUCGAACUUUAAGAAACAAACUGAUCAAGAAGAUGUGAACGAAGAUCAUAAGCGCAAGACUGCUUACGUUUUCUAUUUUUAUCUUGUCCAUCUCGUUGUGCGUUCAAUUCUUGGGAUAGUAUUUACUGUCUUACAACAUGCAUAUUUCUACCCUAAUGGUUCUCAGUCGAAUUUUAACUGCGUUUUAUCCCCCGAAGAAAUAAAUGCACCAAUGGUUAAGAGUCGGUAUCAUUUUAUACAAUGUGAGAACUCGACUUCAUUUGAAAAAUGGAUUUGGAGUGUUUUGGUUACCGCAAUAAACAUUACGUUUGCUGUAAUUCUACUUGCAGAAGCUGUUUUGCUUUGUUCAACAAGACGAAUCUCUAGAUCCGUGACCGGCGACACAGAGUUUGUUAUCAACUAUUUUCUUCGCAGCGAAUAUAAGCCACCUUUAACAAGCGAUGAAUGCGUCACGAGCUACAAGAAUGAUGUUUUGACUAAAAAUGACAGUUUAGGUCGAUGGUACGCAGACGUUUUGAUCCAAAGAGUUCCUCCGUGUUCCAAACCUUUGAACAAAAUUACAGAUCUACUAUUUCGUUCGGACGAGGAAGAUAAAACGGGGAAAACGCCGCUAAAAAUCCUGGCGAUAGGCUGUCCUGGACUUGGAAAGACAUCCUUAGCAAAACAAGUUAUCGCUGACUGGGCUAAUGGAACCGAUGAAUAUUAUCGUGACAAGAUUGCCUUUUUUUUCCAGUUCAAGCACUUCAAUGACGAAAAUUUGGGAAAUUUAAACGAGAAACAGUUUCUCCAGUUCGGAACUGAAGUUCAGGAAACAAGAGACUUUAAAAGUAUAUAUGACGCAGUUGUGGAACAGCCGUCUAAAGCCCUUUUUGUUUUUGAUGGAUUGGACGAAUAUGGCGGGGACGCCGAUAGUUGCUUUACGAAUUUUGAAACAACGAAAUACCAACGCAAUAUGCCCAUAUCAGGAAUGGUUUUCUUCUUGAAACUGGUCUUGGGUUCUAUCUUCAAAGGAGCAACGAUUUUUGUAACCAGCAGGUCGUCUGCAGCACCUACUUUUUUUAAGGACAUAAAUUUUGAUCGGAAAGUCGAAAUUAUCGGUAUGACUUCGGAACAGAUUAAAAACUAUGUCAACACACUCUGUGAAAAAGAAGGGCGAAACGACUUUAAGUCACUCGUAUGGAACUACAUAAAUUCCUCUUCGCAUGUUUUAAACCUUUGUCGUAUUCCUGUAAACUGUUACAUUGUGUGCAUCACUCUGUUUCAAGAGACUGAGAAUCGUAGCCUU